ACCCUGCUUGCCCACCGUAUUCAAGCUGCCUGCCCACAGGAAGGGCAGGAUGCCAGACCUGCAGCGUAAAUGGGCUGAAAGGCUGCCCUGACUGGGCAGCGGACCGAUCGCCCGUCGAGAGUUCAGUUCUAGUUUCCUAGAGUGGGGGAAGUUUUCUCUUCUCACAGUGAGAGCUGGAAUCGCAUUUCAAGCCAAACCGAAAGGAAGACUAGUUUCUAGAGGUUCAAAGGAGAAGAAAAUCUGAUUUGCUGUCAGUAACUUUGCACUUUCGACGGGAAGGAGAAGGAAGAGGGGGAGGGUUGGUUCUGCUCAGCCCCACCCCUUGGGCUGUCCAUCGGAGUACAGCCGUCCAUUGCUGUCGCGGCGGAGGCAGCACCAGGACUCCUCAGGGAGCGCAGGACAGUGCCUGGACCUGGAGCAGCGCAGGCGCCCGGCCAAGCAAAGAGUGAGUAUGUUAGCCGUGCACUUUGACAAGCCAGGAGGACCAGAAAACCUCUACCUAAAGGAGGUGGAGAAGCCGAGCCCAGGAGAGGGUGAAGUCCUCCUGAAGGUGGUGGCCAGCGCCCUGAACCGGGCGGACUUACUCCAGAGACAAGGCCAGUAUGACCCACCCCCAGGAGCCAGCAGCAUUCUGGGACUCGAGGCAUCUGGAUACGUGGUAGAGCUGGGGCCUGGCUGCCAAGGGCAAUGGAAGAUUGGGGACCCAGCCAUGGCUCUACUGCCUGGCGGGGGCCAGGCUCAAUAUGUUACUAUCCCUGAAGGGCUCCUCAUGCCCAUCCCGGCAGGACUGACCCUGCCCCAGGCUGCAGCUAUCCCAGAGGUCUGGCUCACCGCCUUCCAGCUAUUACAUCUCUUGGGAAACGUUCAGGCUGGAGACACUGUGCUAAUCCAUGCAGGAUCAAGUGGCGUGGGCACAGCUGCCAUCCAACUCACUCGGAUAGCAGGAGCUACUCCUCUGGUCACAGCUGGCUCCCAGCACAAGCUUCAGAUGGCAGAAAAGCUCGGAGCAGCUGCUGGAUUCAAUUACAAAGAAGAGGAUUUUUCUGAAGCAACACUGAAAUUCACUAAAGGCGCUGGAGUCAACAUUAUUCUAGACUGCAUAGGCGGAUCCUACUGGGAGAAAAAUGUCACCUGCUUGGCUCUUGAUGGUCGCUGGGUUCUCUAUGGUCUGAUGGGAGGAGCUAACAUCAGUGGGCCUCUGUUUUCAAAGCUGUUUUUUAAACGAGGAAGUCUGAUCACCAGUCGGCUGAGAUGUAGGGACAAAAAGUACAAGCAAAUGCUGGUGAAGGCUUUCACAGAACAAAUUCUGCCCCACUUCUCCACCGAGGGCCCCCAACGUCUACUGCCGGUUCUGGACAGAGUCUUCCCCGUGACUGAAAUCCAAGAGGCCCAUGCGCACAUGGAGACUAACAAGAACGUGGGCAAGAUCGUCCUGGAGCUGCCCCAGUGAAGGACGAGGAGGCAGUACAGGACACGGCUACCUCAGGCCUUCCCAGAGCAAACGUGGAGAAAACUCACUGUGCGCGGCCAAGAGGCCGGGUGUUGCUCCGGGCCCGCGUGUAACCCACGGGUCCCCCCCCA
Messenger RNA from Equus quagga, 1581 nucleotides. RefSeq names its product quinone oxidoreductase PIG3. The record is from RefSeq and is a predicted model, not a curated record. The coding region runs from base 452 to 1450 and encodes 332 amino acids. NCBI's taxonomy places the organism in Eukaryota, Metazoa, Chordata, Mammalia, Perissodactyla, Equidae. The transcript has 6 exons. Gene Ontology annotation, molecular function: NADPH binding; quinone reductase (NADPH) activity; quinone binding.